AUGGGAAAGUCUGCGGAAUGGAGGACUCUGGACUAUUCAAAGCGUGCCGGAGACUCGCAGGGAGUCGACGAUGUGUUCUCUCGAGCAGCCAGCGGCUUGGACGGGCGGCCAACCUCAACCUCGGACGGAGAGCCAAGUCAGCGGCUGCACCUACAUGAAGGAAGCCCCUCGACAACUUUUCUAACUUGGAGCGCCUUGGGGGAGUUCAGACCCGUAUUGCCAUUGUCGCGGUGGACGGCGGUGACACGCGACGAAGGGGUUUUGAACCAUCUCUUCGCUUUGUUCUGGACCUGGGACCAUUCACUGGCCCGGAUCCUGCAUCGCGAGCUCCUGCUCGACAGCCUCACCGCAGAUCCAGAGGCUCCCGGUCACAUAGACACGUGCUUCUGUUCCCAGUUCCUGAUCAACUCGAUCCUCGCAAUCUCGACGAGCUGUUUUUAUAAGAGCGAUGGCCCGAGCAUGUUUGCGCUCCGCGGUAGUAGCUUCGCCGAUGAGGCAUUCCAGCUUCUUGCCAUCCAGCAGGAACCCAUCGAGGUGUCGCUGAUGCAAGGAGUGGCCAUCCUCUCCGUACACGAGAUGACGUUUGGCGACUUACCCCUGGGCACGAGUCUGUUUUUCGACAAGCUCAGCGCCCUCAAGUCGUCCUCGACGGUACUCGAUGGGCCUGGAUGGCUCGGGUAUGAUCGUGGGAACCCAAAGGCGAGCAAGGUGGAGCAGGCAAUGGCGUCCAUUGCCAACGGGUUCCACUGCCUUGACGUGAGAAUGAGCUUGAUUGCGAACCGUCCAGCGACCGCGCUAGGUUUGUCCGGAACACCCCCGCCUCAAGAAGAGGGCGUCUCCCCGUUAUGGACCCCCUAUCCCGUCGCAGCGGAGCCGCAGCUAUCGUAUCAUAGCCAAGUCAGCGCGGCCGAGUACGAGCUCACGCAAAUGGCCUGUGAGUUUCUACCUGCCAUAGAGGAAAGUCGCUCGAGCGUGGUGCCCGACUAUUGCAGCUCCAAGGAGCUGUACGAUCGCUUCCUCGCGUGGAAGUCAUCCAGUCCAGACAUGCUCAGAUGUCAGACGAUUCAGGCUCCGAGCUGGACAAAUCUCCGAGUGUGGUUCGAGCUGGUGUGCCUAAAGCUCCUGGAGCCGUUUCUGGGCCUCUCGUUCUCGGGCUUCGACGGGGUCGAGUCGGCUCGUUCGCUCUCACGAUCGCACUGCGAAAACCUCAUCUCGCAUCUGUGGAACUAUCGCGCUUCGUUCGGGAUGCGGCUUGAGUGCUGGCUAGUAUACGCCUGCCAUGCCUCGGUCGCGAGCUUGCUGACCAACCUGCCGCUUCCGGGUCCUCACGAGGACCUUCUCUGUCGCGGAUGCGAGCUUCUGUUCGAGAUGGGACACUAUAUGCCCCGGGCAAACGACCUUCUCCUGGCUCUCCAGGACGAAGCCUCCCUUCGGAACAUCGAGAUACCGAACGCGUGUAAGCCGUACCUCGACGCAGGCGCGGCCUUGGCACGGCGCAUCAACAUCAGAAACGUCACGCCCCUGUUGUUUACGCCCGCAAACGAGGGGCUGGAGCUGCAAUCAUGUCAGGUCACUUUCGGGAGUCACAUAGAAGGACUGGAGGAGGAUCAGAAUCAGCGCGACUGA
Purpureocillium takamizusanense is the source of this 1626-nucleotide messenger RNA. RefSeq lists its product as uncharacterized. The coding region runs from base 1 to 1626 and encodes 541 amino acids. Lineage: Eukaryota; Fungi; Ascomycota; Sordariomycetes; Hypocreales; Ophiocordycipitaceae. The transcript has 4 exons. The record is from RefSeq and is a predicted model, not a curated record.